AUGGUGGUCAUUUUGGAGAGCAUCCUUUCAGUCUUUGUGUGUAUUGGAGAGACACAGGUAGAAAUUGGAGCACGCUCUAUGUGGUGGUGGUGGUGGUUUUCUUCCUCAAAGUUUGUUGAUCCUAUUAAAAUACUGAUGCCAUCACUCUCCCCUACAAUGGAAGAAGGGAACAUUGUGAAGUGGCUGAAAAAGGAAGGUGAAGCAGUGAGUGCUGGAGAUGCAUUAUGUGAAAUCGAGACUGACAAAGCUGUGGUUACCUUAGAUGCAGGUGAUGAUGGCAUCUUGGCCAAAAUAGUGGUUGAAGAAGGAGCUAAAAAUAUACGGCUGGGUGCACUAAUUGGUUUGAUGGUUGAAGAAGGACAAGAUUGGAAGCAGGUUGAAAUUCCCAAAGAUGUAGGUCCUCCCUCACCAGCUGCAAAACUUUCAGUGCCUCCCCCUCCACCGGAACCACAGAUUUCUGUCCCCGUCAAAAAGGAACACACACCAGGGAAACUUCAGUUCCGUUUAAGUCCAGCAGCACGUAAUAUUGUGGAUAAAUAUGCACUUGACCCUAGCCAAGGCACAGCGACUGGUCCUCGGGGAAUAUUCACUAAAGAGGAUGCUCUCAAACUGGUAGAGUUGAAACAGAAGGGCAAGAUCCCUGACUCCAGGCUGACACCAGCCCCUCCAGUCCUUCCAGUCAUUCCUGCAGCACCCGUGCCUACGCCAGCUGCAGCAGGGCCAUCCUAUCCCCGGCCAACGAUCCCACCUGUAUCGACUCCUGGACAACCUAAUGCAGUGGGUACAUUCUCCAAAAUCCCUGCUAGCAAUAUUCGAAGAGUUAUUGCCAAAAGGUUAACUGAAUCUAAAAGUACUGUACCUCAUACAUAUGCUACUACUGACUGUGACCUUGGAGCUGUUUUAAAAGUAAGACAAGAUCUGGUCAAAGAUGACAUAAAAGUAUCAGUAAAUGAUUUUAUCAUCAAGGCAGCAGCUGUUACCCUUAAACAAAUGCCAGAUGUGAAUGUAAGCUGGGAUGGAGAGGGCCCAAAGCAAUUGCCCUUUAUUGACAUUUCAGUGGCUGUGGCAACAGAUAAAGGUUUAAUUACACCAAUUAUAAAAAAUGCUGCCGCUAAGGGUAUACGAGAAAUUGCUGACUCAGUAAAGGCUCUUUCAAAGAAGGCAAGAGAUGGAAAAUUGUUACCAGAAGAAUAUCAAGGAGGAUCUUUUAGUGUUUCCAACUUGGGGAUGUUUGGCAUUGAUGAAUUUGCUGCAGUGAUCAACCCACCUCAGGCCUGCAUUUUGGCUGUUGGGAGAUUCCGACCAGCACUGAAGCUCACUCAGGAUGAAGAGGGCAAUGCCACAUUGCAGCAGCACCAACUGAUAACUGUCACAAUGUCGAGCGACAGCCGAGUGGUAGAUGAUGAACUGGCUACCAGGUUUCUUGAAAGUUUUAAAGCCAACCUAGAGAAUCCUAUCCGGCUUGCCUAGUCCUCAAAGAUAAGAAGUUGGUCCUUGGCUCAGCUAAUUGGAUAGGUGUUGCCAAGAAACAUACACUAUAGAAGACAGGAUAUUUACGGACAAAGUAGAUGAAACAUUUAUUUAUUUAAGGCAAAAGAGUUUGGCGUAAGUUGUUUUCAUUAUCAGUUUGGGUUUAAUGUUCUAGAAAUAAAUGAUAAACUAUAACUAAUAAAGGAAAAAGAAUGUUUGGUUA
Molecule: messenger RNA, 1693 nt
Organism: Orycteropus afer afer
Lineage: Eukaryota; Metazoa; Chordata; Mammalia; Tubulidentata; Orycteropodidae
Gene: PDHX
Product: pyruvate dehydrogenase complex component X
Biological process (GO): pyruvate decarboxylation to acetyl-CoA
Cellular component (GO): mitochondrion; pyruvate dehydrogenase complex
Molecular function (GO): acyltransferase activity
Source: RefSeq, a predicted model, not a curated record